AUGCAGCCACCAUUUAUGGAGGCUGAGACAGUACUUGGUGAUAUCAGCUUUCUGGUGCUUCAGGCCCCUGGAUGGGCACAGGGGGUCAGGGUGGGCACGGAUCCGAAGGAAGCACGCUAUUGGUUGAAACAGUUCCAGCGAUUAGGAGGCAGCCAUUCCAAGCCCUUUGCUGUAGUUCAAGUCCAUCAGGAAAUCUUCCAGAAACCUGAUCUGCUUGAAGCAUUGAGCUCAAACCUAGCAUUCCUACAUCGUAAUGAUAUGAAGUUACUGGUUGUCCAUGGGGCUUCUCUGCCAGAUGGAACAAACUUGUCAGAUCAAGAACUACAGGCAAGCCGUAGUCGAGUGACCACCGAUACCAUGACCAUGGUGAACUUUCUUCAAGCCAGUGGUGCUCCUGCUCAUCCACUGUUCUCAGGGAGCAAUGUGUUACAGGCAGAGCCAGUAGAGGAAGGGGCCUCUAAAGGAAGGGUCAUUCAUGUCAACACAGAACCGUUAGAGUGGUGUAUAGGAUCUGGACAUAUACCUGUAGUAUCAUCUAUAGGAGAGACAUCUAGUUCUCAGUUAGUUAGUAUCGAUGCUUCCCACGCUACCGCAGAGAUUGCCAAGGCUGUACAACCCAUCAAGGUGCUUCUACUCAACAGGAAAGGUGGUCUACUAGAUGGUAAAGGAGAGGUCAUCCCACAGGUUCAUGUACCAGCGGAUGUAGAAUCCCUUGUUGAUGAGCCGUGGUGCACUGAUACCUGUCAGCACCGGAUUCAUGAUAUUUCCACCAUGCUCCAAGCGCUUCCUUCCAUGUCAAGUGUAGUUAUUACUUCACCUGAGAGCAUCUUGGCAGAACUGUUCACGCAUCAUGGGUCAGGUACUUUGUUCAAGAAUACAGAGAGGAUAUGGAAGUACUAUGAUCUAGAAAAUAUAGAUACAGAUAGACUUUUAAAACUUAUUACAAGAUCAUUUGGUAGAGUACUAAAGAAGAAUUACAUAACUGAUCUUCCCAGACGACUCCAUACUAUAUACCUUUCUGAGGGAUACAAUGCUGUAGCUAUCAUCACUAAUGAAGAUGAUGUUCAUAAUGUGCCUUACCUAGACAAGUUCUCUAUAAGUCUUCAAACACAAGGAGAAGGGACCAGUGAUAUGCUGUGGGAUUACUUAAGGAGAGACUUUGGCAUGCUGUUCUGGAGGUCAAGAAGUAAUAACCAAAUCAAUCCAUGGUAUUUCAAACGAUGCGAAGGAAGUUGGAGCAACAGUAAAUGGACCGUAUUCUGGUACGGCAUGGCGGACCCUAAGCUGUCUUACGCCCUCGUUGAGAAGGCGGUAACAAGACCAGCAUCUUUUGUUGAACCAGAAAGCUAUGAGAACGACCUGAUGAGGGAUAUACCCUGAACAUAUGUCAUGACACAAAAGAGAUUCUAUAUUUUUGUUACAAAAAUAUGAAAACUAUAAAAACAAGCAGAUUUAGAUCCUUGAUAGUAUCUUUCAUUAUAAAUUCUGAUGAAUACUGCACCAGAACAGAAACAUUUUCAGACAUUGUUUUUGAGAAAAUAAAUAUUUUUAUGGAAUGUUAACGAAGAAACAAAUAUGUUAUCACUUUUCUUGUUUCUAUCCAUCUUGGUAUUGCCGUUUUUUGCAUUACUAAUUUAUCUAUCCAAUAUCACUUCUUUUUUUAAUUCCAGAGUAUUUACUUUUGUAUUUUUCUUUUUAUUCAGUUAUUUUGUUUCUUUUUGCAAUAAUAUUUAUUACUUAUUUUUUAAGCCUGAAGAAUUCCCUACCAUAAUAUUCCUGAAAUUCUGUGUAUUCAAAGUAAUUGAAGUUAAGGAUCUUUUAUAUUUAUUUCAAGCAUAUAUAGAAAAUAUAUGAAUCAUUUGUUAGAAAUGUGACAUUUUAAGAUUUCUAACAAAAUCCAGUGUUUAUUUUAUAAUUUGGCUUUGGCAUGCUGUAAAAUUUAGUACUGCUCUUUUUUCAGAUUGAAUUAUAUAAUCCAUACAUGUAAUUAUGGUCUGCUUUUUAAAGCGUGCUUGAUGCAUUGUAUAGAAGUAAUUUACCGAUAAAUUACCCAGGCAUCAUUCUGACCAGGCACCAUUUCACAUACCAUGUUUACACGCUGCAUAAAAAAAAGGUUCAGAACCGCGAGCCGAUGCAGAAUCUGCUUUUUUGUUGCGUGUAAACGCGAUUAACUUGCAUCGGCUCUCGGUUCAGAAUCGGCAAUUUUGCACCACCAAAGUAGUAGGUUCAGAACCGUGAGCCGAUGCAGAAUCGUCUUUUUUACUACGUGUAAACAGAAAGCCGAUUCUGCAUCGGCAAUUGGCGCGCAUUUCAUUUACUUUACCAUUAUGACGUACUUUUAAGCGCACGGAUCCAGCAUUGUCUUUAUUAUGAUGUAUAUUGUUGGUGCACGGAUCAUUUCAGGUUUUUGCCCCAAAAGCCGAUUCUGAACCGCGAGCCGAUGCAGCGUGUAAACGCGGUGCAAGAUAAACCAAAAGCCGAUUCUGUAUCGGCUUUUGGUUCAGAACCAAAAGCCGAUCACAUGUAAACACGGUAACAAUUGCACACAUGCCAAACUACUUUCAUUGACAUUCACAUCAUACAGGGUAGCCAUUUAACACCUGGGUGGAGAGAGGAAAAUGUAGACAAGGUGCCUUGCCAAAUGACAUUAAUUUGGACUUUAGAUUUAGUAUGACUUUUCAACAGAAAUUAAUCCUCAAUAGUUUUCCUUUUCAGUUUAUCAAUUUGUUAUGCUUCAAAGACCUGUUUGUGUUUGUAGCGCUUCAAGCAUUAAUGUAAUAAUUUGUCCUAAGUCCAAUGUAACUUAUUUUGAAUACAUAUAGUUUUCUUAUAGUGCUAUAUCACCUUGAUAAAGAUAUACAUGUGUCACACUGAAAUAGAAUAGAAAUAGAAUAAAAUUAAAGGGAUGGUCCGGGCUGAAAUUUCUUAUAUCUAAAUCAAUAGAGUAAAAUUCACAGAGCCAAAUGCUGAAAAUUUCAUCUAAAUCAGAUAACAAACAAUGAAGUUAUUGAAUUUUAAAUUUUAUCAAUAUUUUGUGAAAACAGUUAUAUGCACAUGGUCAUGAAUAUUCAUUAGAUGGGCUGAUGAUGUCACAUCCCCUCUUUCCUUUUUCUUAUGUUAUUACAUGAAAUCAUAAAUGUUUCAUUUUUUUGUACACGUGUAAAUGAUGUGUCUCCAUUAUGAUUUAAAAAAUUGCGGCAAGAAAUAACUAAUGCACUUUUAAAAAUCAGUUGUCAAUCCAAUUGUUUUAGUUCUUGGUAGAAAUCUUUUUAAUAAACCUAAUUUCAUAUAAUAAAAUACAAAAGAACAAGUGGGGAUAUGACAUCAUCAGCCCACCUAAUGAAUAUUCAUAAAGACAUGCCUAGAACUGUUUCACUGGAAAAAUGCAAUUCUUUAAAAUUCAAUAACUUUGUUAUUUGUUACCCGAUUUUGAUGAAAUUUUCAGCAUUUUGCUCUGUGAAUUUUACUCUAUUUAUUGAGAUAUAAAUACUGUAUAUCCAGCCUGGACCAUCACUUUAAAUUGUUAUACACACUUAUUAAUGAUGAUAAUUAUUUGUUUUCAUAUAACUAUCACUACAUAUGGAUGCUUAGUGCUUAAUACAGAUAACAAUAUUUAUUUUUCCUCUUUUUUUGAUGAUAUACAGGGUAGCGCAGAAAGGAAUAUGAUAUAUUGUAUUUGUAUCAAAGAAUCAAGACAAUUUAUUUCUUUCUUUUAAAACGAAUUCAUGUUCAAUUUUGAACAUAGUAGUAUACUCAGCAGUACGGCUUGUUGUCAGGUUGAAUAAUAUAAUUUGUCAUAUAUUUUAUUAUUACCUAUACAAGGCAUUUUAGGAGAUAAAUAAAAGUCAUAUUUCGCUCGCUACUUUCAAUCCAAGACCAAUGAGGUAAACAUUUGCCAUGUUGCCCUCCCCGGGCUUUGCCCAUAGAAAUCCUGUACAAAAUAGAGGGCAAUAUUGGCCAUAUUUCGUUAGUGCGUUUGCGCAGUAGGAGCUGAUUUUGAUCGCUAAUUUCAGUAUUUCAGAAAUCUGGUUGGAACCAGUUUAUAAAUCAAUGCAUUGUAGAUUUCUACGCGUUGACACGUAUGUUCACGGCCUCAACUCAGUGGAGCGCGCCAUUGAAAGGCCUUUUCGCCUAGCAAUAUUGUUAGCGACGUUUGUUAGCAUCACUUUGCUCACUCUCCAAAAUGUCUGCGACAUUAAAAUUCUAAAAACAAUGGAUUUGUUCAAUUUUAGUGAGGCUAUGAAUGUUUAUCAUUUACAUUGACUAUCAGUGUACCAACAUAUACCGAAUUUACAAGCAAGUGUGGGUAAGACUUUGAAUUAUCAGUCAUUUCGAUGCAAUCCCAAAAUUGAUGAAAAUAUAACAGAAAUUUGAUAUAGCAUUGCAAAAUCCUUAUUUUCAUAUCCCCUUAAUUUUUAAUCAUUUGCAAAAGCAUCUUAGUACGUUUCCUAGAAUUUUUCACAACUGAUAACGGUGGUGGCUUAUUGAUUCUAGUUUUUUUUAAGAAAUGGCAGGCAUUUGAAAUCAGGUAAAUUGUUGUUAUAUUUUUAAAAGAAAAUCGUUAGAUUCGAACAACUUACUAAUAGUUCUCCAAAAGAAGGGUUAUAUUCAAUUAUCUGUGUGUAAAUGAUACAUGACGACAAAUUUUACGAGUAUAUCAUUGCAUGUUGGAUAACCUUUUCCACGAUGAGUUUCGUAAUUGAGAGAAAAAUCAAGUUCAUUCCUAGCACGCGAGCCGCAGAAUGAUAAAUUUUAGCGUGCGCACACGGGCUGAUCGCCGUGUCUGCGGGGACGGAUAUCUAGUCCCAUACUGGUGUAAGGUGGUAUUUUCCACGUACCUUUUCCCCUUGUAAUGACCACUUCGCACUUUAAUACUUAAUUUUGACACUUAAUCUGUGAAAUUAAUGGUUUAACGAUUUUGGAAAAUGUUCGGAAUAUACCUAACACAUAAAUGAUUUCAUUUUCUAGAAUUAUUAUUUCUUUCCUGAAUUACCAAAAGGCAAAUUUAGGUCAAGAUUGCAUAUACUCACAUUGACUGUUUAGCAUAGCGCAUAUCUAUUACAAUUUCUAUUAUGUGUGUCUAUAUUAGAUAAAUUGUCCUGAUGUAAAUAUAUGUUAUAGAAUCAUAUUGGAUACAAAAAUCA
Molecule: messenger RNA, 5144 nt
Organism: Lytechinus pictus (painted urchin)
Lineage: Eukaryota; Metazoa; Echinodermata; Echinoidea; Temnopleuroida; Toxopneustidae
Product: N-acetylglutamate synthase, mitochondrial-like
Exons: 10
Coding region: 1-1380 (459 amino acids)
Biological process (GO): glutamate metabolic process; L-arginine biosynthetic process
Cellular component (GO): cytoplasm; mitochondrial matrix
Molecular function (GO): L-glutamate N-acetyltransferase activity, acting on acetyl-CoA as donor; acetylglutamate kinase activity
Source: RefSeq, a predicted model, not a curated record